ACGGACGGUGGAAUCAGCUGUUCAGUGUAAACAACACCGCACGGAAGGGUCUGGACUUCUCAAUUCUAUUGGGUAAAAAAUAAGAAAUUGAGAACAGGUGAAAAAGUUGAUCUACAACACAAAUUUGAAAUAAGUAACCAUGUUGAAAAGUUUAAGAAUAUUACAGUCUUGUAAAGUUGUGUACUUGAAAAAUUACAUUCAAAUUAACAAGGUUAUUCCCAGAGCUGCAUCCUUUGUGCAGCAUUUGGACUUGCUUCGCUGUUAUGGCAUCAGACAUUCUCAUGUUCCAUUUGUUGAAGAAGAUACCCUGAGCUUCAAAAUAUUGGAACAUAUGAGAAUUAAUGAUAAAUAUGCCACUGCCCUUACUAAGGAAAAAAAUUUGUCGGAAAACUCGUCAGAAACCAGUCAGGCUAUUAAGCAGAUGUUACUUGUCAUAGCUCAUAAUCCUGAUGUUAAAACAUCAGAUAUUCUUCAUUUAUUUUCCUUAUAUGCUUCAUCUGGACGUUUUAUAUCCCAAGAUAUAAUAUCAAACAAGUCAUUGAUGUCCGAGGCAAAACACAAGAUUUUACAAAGCUUUCCUUGGAUGACAGAAAAUGAACUGAAGAAUUUAGCCUACUUGUUAAAGGAAUUAGAAUUUGAGAAAAGUGGAUAUUUGCAGUAUCUGGUUAAAGGAAUUAAUGAAGAAUGUUUAAAAAGAGCCUUAGCAAGUGAUCUUCCUGAGAGUCUCAGACUGUUUGAUAUCCUCUUGAUUCUCCAUGGUAACAGAAUUUACAGGAAAAGAGAAUAUGACACUUUUUUAUCAUUGUUUGAAGCAAAUGUAGACACAGCUCAUCCUCAUCAUUUAGUUCAAAUUUUGCAUUAUAUAGGUCUUGCCAAGAAAAGGAAGUUGUCAAAAGAAUUCAUUCUGCUGAUAAUUGGGAAACUGGAUAAACAUUUGGAUGAUCUGACAUUCAGAGAUCUUGGAAUAGCAGUGGCUGGCAUAUUCAAAUCCAAUAUCAAGCUUGAGAGAACGUCAGCCUUUGUUAAAAAAGUUGCAGAUCAUAUGAAAAAUAAAAUAAAAGACUCUGUAUUGCUUACAGAUAUUGAAACUUAUGGCCUUGUUUCUAUGAUCAAACUUCUCCGUGUGACAAGAUUCCAUGACGAUGAUCUUUUGUCUGCUGUCAAAUCUUUUGUGAUGAAUUGUGAUGAAAGUGUUCUGAAUGCUCAGAUUGUUCCACACAUCUUGGCAAUGUUCUCUAAUUGUAAUGUUUAUGAUGAAGAGAUCUUUGAUAAACUAGAAAAUCAGGUUCUUAAACUCAUUAGAGCCGAGUCACACGAGUUAAGGAUGAGGGACCUUACAAGGGUGCUUUGGUGUUUUAGUCAUGUAGGUCACAAGUGUAGUCCUCUAACAUUAGAGGUGUUUGAUGAAUCUUUCAUGGAGUUCAUUCAUAAAGGGGAAGUUGCUAGAUCACCAUACUUCCUGUCAGAUGCUCUCUUCUCCAUGGCAAUCCUCCAGUAUUAUCCAGAAGCAUUGAUUAAGGAAGCAUUCAAGCCAGAAAUGAUUCUAGGACUGAAAGGGCAUCAGAAGAGUAAGCAGUUAUCCAGAUUGCUUAUAUUACAUGAGUGCCUGAAGACAGAAGUCCCUACACUGAGAAUGGAACCACCUGUAGUGGAGAAGUUUGAAAUACCAAGUAGAACUCUUGCAGAUGAACUCCAACAUCGCCCACAUAUUAAGAAGUUAAGUGAAGGGGCUAAGUGGAUUAAUUCAGUUGUUGGAAGAACAGUGUUGAAACUCCAGUUCCCAAUACCAUAUAUAAAUUAUGCUAGUCUGACUACAGAUUUCAAGCAGCUGAAGGGUGAAGAUUCUGAAAGUGGUACAUAUGAAGAUACACAGCAAAUACAUAUUUUUCAACAGCUGUCUAAAAUAAGAGAUGUUCAGGAUAAUAAAAACAUUGUUGUUGAAGUUUUAGAUUUACCAUCAUUACUGAAAGGGACCUCAGAGCCAGUUGGCCUUCUUAGGCUAAAAAUACGUCUCCUAGAACAAUUAGGUUGGGAUAUCAGGUAUAUCACUAGUUUGGAAGUGGAAAGUUGUGGUGAUGAUAUUCAAGGGUUAGGAGCUCUAUUGUUAGAUAAGAUAAAUUUGCAUCACAAAACAUAAGAGACCAAGUAAUUUUGUAGAUAUUUUAAAAUGUAGAUAUGAUGAUCUUAUACUCUGAAUUUUAUUUAUUAUUUGUUUUCAUUAUGUACAUGAUUUGAUAAAUAGAAGUUUUUGUUUAUAAUGAUUUAUUUUCCAGGUCAAUUUUGUAAAUAAAAGAAAACAAGCA
Messenger RNA from Penaeus indicus, 2303 nucleotides. RefSeq lists its product as uncharacterized. Gene Ontology annotation, cellular component: mediator complex. The transcript is spliced from 3 exons. The record is from RefSeq and is a predicted model, not a curated record. Gene Ontology annotation, biological process: regulation of mitochondrial mRNA stability. Lineage: Eukaryota; Metazoa; Arthropoda; Malacostraca; Decapoda; Penaeidae. The coding region runs from base 140 to 2137 and encodes 665 amino acids.